Molecule: messenger RNA, 351 nt
Organism: Auxenochlorella protothecoides
Lineage: Eukaryota; Viridiplantae; Chlorophyta; Trebouxiophyceae; Chlorellales; Chlorellaceae
Product: 30S ribosomal protein S6
Exons: 3
Coding region: 1-351 (116 amino acids)
Biological process (GO): translation
Cellular component (GO): ribosome
Molecular function (GO): rRNA binding; structural constituent of ribosome
Source: RefSeq, a predicted model, not a curated record
AUGCCAGCAAGCAAGGCACCUGACAUUGAAAUUCUCGGAAUUGUGAUACCAUCGCAGGAAUCCCUUGUCGAGAUCGAGACCACGGACGAUGUCCCUCCCGGCUUCACCAAGGACCAGGAACUUGCAAAGUUCGAGGCGUUUCUGAAGGGCAAGGCUGCUCGCAGGGUCAACGUGACGCUACGUGGGCGACAGAGGCUGGCGUACCCCAUCAGGAAGUUCACGGAGGGCAUCUAUGCUCUGUACACCUACACGGCCAGCCCGCCCACCUCCCAGGCGGUGCAGCGCCUGCUCUCCACGCCCGUGGCAGGCGGCGAGUUCAACAUCCUGCGGCACAUGACCGUGCGCACCUGA